Messenger RNA from Megalops cyprinoides (Indo-Pacific tarpon), 1320 nucleotides. RefSeq names its product thyrotropin releasing hormone receptor 2 (gene trhr2). Gene Ontology annotation, molecular function: thyrotropin-releasing hormone receptor activity. The record is from RefSeq and is a predicted model, not a curated record. Gene Ontology annotation, cellular component: membrane. The coding region runs from base 1 to 1320 and encodes 439 amino acids. Lineage: Eukaryota; Metazoa; Chordata; Actinopteri; Elopiformes; Megalopidae. Gene Ontology annotation, biological process: phospholipase C-activating G protein-coupled receptor signaling pathway. The transcript has 3 exons.
AUGGUGAUGGAGAACGUAAGCUCCAGAUCAGACGUCCCGACCAACAUCUCCCUCGUCAGCGCCGUGGACGCGGUCUCGCAGUCCCUCCAGUAUAAGACCGUGUCAGUGUUCCUGGUGCUGCUGGUGUGCGGAGUGGGCAUCGUGGGAAACGUCAUGGUGGUCCUGGUGGUCCUGACCGCACGCCACAUGCGCACACCCACCAACUGCUACCUGGUGAGCCUGGCGGUCGCCGACCUCAUCGUCCUGGUGGCCGCCGGACUGCCCAACGUGUCCGACAGCCUGAUGGGCACCUGGGUGUACGGGCACGCCGGCUGCUUGGGCAUCACCUACUUCCAGUACCUGGGCAUCAACGUGUCCUCCUGCUCCAUCACAGCCUUCACUGUGGAGAGGUACAUUGCCAUCUGUCACCCAAUGAGGGCUCAGACCGUGUGCACGGUGUCCCGGGCUCAGCGCAUCAUCGCGGGGGUGUGGGUGCUCACCUGCAUCUACUGCAUGCUGUGGUUCUUCCUGGUGGACAUCCAGGUGAAUCCGGACCAGCGGGUGCAGUGUGGCUACAAGGUGUCCCGCGACCUCUACCUCCCCAUCUACCUCAUCGACUUCACCAUCUUCUACGUCCUGCCCCUGCUCCUGGCCAUCGUGCUGUAUGCCCUCAUCGCCCGCAUCCUGUACCUCAGCCCCCUGCCGCAGCCGGCAGAUGCCGCUACUGCCACCACGCUGCACCGCAGCUGCAAGGAGACGCCCGAGGGCGGGGCCAAGGGCGGCCGGCAGGGACGUCCCAGGAGCGCACUGUCCUCCAGAAAACAGGUGACGAAGAUGCUGGCGGUGGUGGUGGUCCUCUUCGCUCUGCUGUGGAUGCCCUACCGCACACUGGUGCUGGUUAACUCCUUCGUGGCCACGCCCUACCUGGACGCCUGGUUCCUCCUGUUCUGCCGGACCUGCAUCUACGCCAACAGCGCCAUCAACCCUGUGGUGUACAACCUGAUGUCGCAGCGGUUCCGCUCGGCCUUCCGCGAGCUCUACCGCUGCCAGGGCCGGGCGACGCAGCGCCACACCCUCUGCGCCGUCAAAGCCAGCUACAGCGUGGCGAGGGACCCCCCAGACCCCGCCCCUUCCGCCAACGGGGGCAAGAAGGGUGGCGGGAGGGUCACCGGAAAGGCGGGCGUGGAGGUCUCUCCGCGCAAAGAGGUCUCUUUCGGGAAUGAGAGAGACGGGUCAGCCAUGGAGGAGGAGAGGAGAGACACGCCCGCAGAUCCGCUGGAGACCACGCCCGGGCCUGCUGAGACAGAGAAGGGAGGUGAGAUGAAGCACAGUGUGGUGUAG